ACGAGGAGGAGGAGCAGCAGGAGGAAGGAGGCGAAGGAGAAGCUGUGGCUGCUGUUAUUAUUAUCAUCAUCACCACCACCAUUAUUACUACUGCUCUGUCUCCCUUCACCCCCUUUUUGCAUAGAUCGCUCCCCACAGAGAGAAAGGAGGGAGCGCAUUGAAGGCUGGCUGGAUUAUCCCCUCCCCUCCUUCACACUCACCCAACCCCUUUAUAGCUUUCUCCCUCAGCUCCUCUGCCUGCCUCCUCCUCCUCCUCCUCCUCCUGAAUCUCUCCCUCUUUCUCUUCCCAGACCACAUUGUCUCCUCCCCUCAACAGGCUCCCAGUCUCUCCCCCCCUCCUUUUAAAAAUUACUUCCCCUUAUUGAAAUGCUUGAAAACCUUACUCCAUGAGCAUCAAACAAUCCUACUGAGCCAAUUUUGGUUCCCCCGCUUCUCCCCCCAAAUAGCUUUCAUUCAUAAUAAAAGCCCCUCCCAUCCCCUAAUACCUUGGUCUCCCUCUCUUGUUCGCAGCCCCUCCAGGCUAUUUUCUCUGUUCUUUCCUCCCCUAGUCGAUACAUAUAUUUUAGUCCCCACUCCAUAGUCUCUUUCUCCCCCACCUUUCUUCUUCUUCUUUUAGACCUCCUUUGGGAUUUCCCCACCUCCCACCAUCGCCAGAGAAACCCUACUGAUGGUGUAAUUUGCAAGGGGAAGAGUCUUUUUAAAACGCUGGGGUUGCUGGAGUGGCCGAAUUUUCCCUGGAAUUGAGUGAGAAAUUCAGAAGACUGAAGCCCAGGCUCACUGUCUACCUUUCACGGAGGCCCAGCCGUGAGAGGACAGAAGAAGGCACGUGGCGAAUCAUGACAGCAGACAAAGAAAAGGACAAAGAGAAAGAAAAGGACCGGGACAGAGACCGGGACAGGGAACGGGACAAGAGGGAGAAGGCGCGGGAGAGCGAGAACUCCCGCCCUCGCCGCAGCUGCACCCUGGAAGGAGGGGCCAAGAAUUACGCGGAGAGCGACCACAGCGAAGAUGAGGACAACGACAACAACAGUGCCACCACGGAGGAGUCCACGAAGAAGAACAAGAAGAAACCCCCCAAGAAGAAAUCGCGCUACGAGAGGACGGACAACGGGGAGAUCACCUCCUACAUCACUGAAGAUGAUGUGGUCUACAGGCCUGGAGAUUGCGUAUACAUUGAGAGUCGCCGACCAAACACUCCAUACUUCAUCUGUAGCAUUCAGGACUUCAAACUGAGCAAACGGGACCACCUUCUGAUGAAUGUCAAAUGGUACUAUCGUCAGUCUGAAGUCCCAGAUUCUGUUUACCAACAUUUAGUGCAGGACCGACACAAUGAGAAUGAUUCUGGGCGUGAGCUGGUAAUUACAGACCCAGUGAUCAAGAACCGAGAGCUCUUCAUUUCGGACUACGUGGAUACCUAUCAUGCUGCUGCUCUCAGGGGGAAGUGUAAUAUCUCCCAUUUCUCUGACAUUUUUGCUGCUAGAGAGUUUAAAGCUCGAGUGGAUUCCUUUUUCUACAUCUUGGGCUACAAUCCAGAAACAAGGAGGUUGAACAGCACACAGGGCGAAAUCCGGGUCGGCCCCAGUCAUCAGGCGAAGCUUCCGGAACUGCAGCCGUUUCCUUCAGGAGAUAGUGAUGCUGUGACACAGCAUGAGGAGCUGGUCUGGAUGCCCGGGGUCAACGAUUGCGAUCUGCUCAUGUACCUGAGGGCCGCACGGAGCAUGGCAGCCUUUGCAGGGAUGUGUGAUGGAGGCUCCACGGAAGACGGCUGUGUCGCAGCCUCCCGCGAUGACACGACACUGAAUGCACUUAAUACACUACACGAAAGCAACUACGAUGCCGGCAAAGCUCUCCAACGCCUGGUGAAGAAGCCCGUGCCCAAACUCAUCGAGAAGUGCUGGACCGAAGACGAAGUGAAACGCUUCAUUAAAGGACUCCGACAGUAUGGAAAAAACUUCUUCAGGAUCCGAAAAGAGCUGCUUCCCAAUAAGGAAACGGGAGAACUGAUCACCUUCUAUUACUACUGGAAGAAAACCCCCGAAGCGGCGAGUUCCCGGGCUCACCGCAGGCAUCGGAGGCAGGCUGUGUUCCGGAGAAUUAAGACCCGAACAGCUUCCACGCCAGUUAACAUCCCCUCCCGGCCCCCCUCCAGCGAGUUCUUGGAUUUGAGUUCAGCCAGCGAGGAUGACUUUGACAGCGAAGACAGCGAGCAAGAGCUGAAGGGCUACGCCUGCCGCCACUGCUUCACCACCACCUCCAAGGACUGGCACCACGGCGGGCGGGAGAACAUCUUGCUGUGUACUGACUGCCGUAUCCACUUCAAGAAGUACGGGGAGCUCCCGCCCAUCGAGAAGCCUGUCGACCCGCCCCCCUUUAUGUUUAAGCCUGUCAAAGAGGAAGACGAUGGACUCAGCGGGAAGCAUAGCAUGAGGACACGGCGGAGUCGAGGCUCGCAGAUGUCUACACUACGCAGUGGUCGUAAGAAGCAGCCCACCAGCCCGGAUGGUAGAGCCUCUCCCAUCAACGAAGACAUUCGGUCCAGCGGUCGUAACUCGCCCAGCGCUGCCAGUACUUCGAGUAACGAUAGCAAAGCUGACUCAGUCAAGAAAUCUACCAAGAAGAUAAAAGAGGAGGCAUCGUCUCCACUCAAGAGCUCCAAGCGGCAGCGGGAAAAGGCUGCAUCUGACACAGAGGAGCCUGAGAGAAUCAACGCCAAGAAAACCAAAACUCAAGAGAUCAGCAGGCCCAAUUCCCCGUCGGAGGGAGAAGGUGAAGGGGAAAGCUCCGACAGCCGCAGCGUGAACGAUGAGGGCAGCAGCGACCCGAAGGACAUCGACCAGGACAACCGGAGCACCUCGCCCAGCAUUCCCAGCCCCCAGGACAACGAGAGUGACUCGGAUUCGUCGGCUCAGCAGCAAGUGCUUCAGGCGACCAACGGCCCCUCCCAGCCGCCGCUUUCUUCUCUCCCCGUGUCGGCACAGCUGCCCACGCCACUGCCUGUAGCCUCAAGUGCCGCCUCUUCAGCGCCCCCCCAUGUUUCCCCGGCAUCCCAAGCGCCCAGCCAGCCAUUGGCUCCGGCGCCCCCGCAUUCUCACAUUCAGCAAGGCCCCGCCCUCCUCCCCCAGAGGCUCCCCUCGCCUCACCCGCCUCUGCAGCCUCUGGCCAUGCCCCAGAGCCAGCCCCAGAUCCCCGCCACGUCUCAGCCGCACCCGCAGCCCCUGCUCCAUGGGCAAAUCCAGACAGUCCCUCACAGCCUGCAGGCCCAGCCUCUCCUGCCUCACCCCAUCUCGUCUCAGCCUUUCCCCCUCCCACAGACGUCGUCCUCUGCUCAGUCUCAGGUUCCCCUGCAACCGCAGGCCGCCUCUCACCCCCAUGCAGCGCUGCAGGUCCCAGCAACGCAGCCCACCCUACAAGCCGCAUCGCCCAUGCAGCAGCCGCCCCAGCCUCCACGAGAGCAGCCCCUACCCCCCGCCCCCAUGUCCAUGCCCCACAUCAAACCCCCUCCCACCACCCCGAUCCCUCAGCUCCCCACCCCGACGCACAAGCAUCCUCCCCACCUCUCAGGACCUUCGCCGUUCUCCAUGAACUCCAAUCUGCCGCCGCCGCCUGCCCUGAAGCCGCUCAGCUCCCUCUCCACUCACCACCCGCCCUCUGCGCAUCCGCCUCCCUUGCAGCUGAUGCCUCAGAGUCAGCCGCUGCAAUCUUCUCCAGCGCAGCCGCCCGUCCUGACGCAAAGCCAGAGCCUGCCUCCCUCAGCCAGCCACCCUUCCUCCGGCCUCCAUCAAGUCCCUUCGCAAGCCCCUUUCUCCCAGCAUCCCUUUGCCCCCGGGGGCCCACCCUCCAUCACUCCGCCCUCUUGUCCGUCGACUUCCACGCCACCUUCUGUGCCUGGCGUUCCACCUCAGGCCGUGGUCUCCACAUCGGCAGCUUCCUGUGGAAACGUCCCCGUGGUGACGUCCUGUACAAUACCACCCAUCCAGAUUAAAGAGGAGGCUCCGGAUGAGGCAGAGGAACCGGAAAGUCCACCACCCCCGCCCAGGAGUCCAUCGCCGGAACCAACAGUGGUGGAUACGCCGAGCCACGCAAGCCAGUCAGCUAGGUUCUACAAGCACCUGGAUCGUGGCUACAACUCAUGCGCAAGAACGGAUCUGUACUUCAUGCCGCUAGCAGGUUCCAAACUGGCCAAGAAGCGAGAGGAGGCCAUUGAGAAGGCCAAGAGGGAGGCAGACCAGAAGGCAAGAGAAGAGAGGGAACGGGAGAAAGAGAAGGAAAAGGAGAGGGAGAGAGAGCGUGAGCGUGAGAGAGAAGCAGAAAGAGUGGCGCAGAAAGCAUCCAGCUCCUCCCAUGAAGGACGUCUUGGGGAAUCUCAGCUGAGCGGGCCGACUCACAUGAGGCCUUCGUUCGAGCCGCCUCCCACCACCAUUGCUGCCGUUCCCCCUUACAUCGGCCCAGACACGCCAGCACUACGGACCCUCAGCGAAUACGCGCGCCCCCACGUCAUGUCCCCUACAAACCGCAACCACCCCUUCUUUGUUCCCCUCAACCCCGCUGAUCCACUCUUGGCCUACCACAUGCCUGGCCUCUACAACGUGGACCCCACCCUCCGGGAGCGGGAGCUACGGGAGCGGGAACUCCGGGAGCGAGAGAUCCGGGAGCGGGAGUUGCGCGAGAGGAUGAAGCCCGGGUUCGAGGUGAAGCCUCCGGAACUCGACGCACUGCACCCGGCCACCAACCCCAUGGAGCACUUUGCCCGCCACGGCGCCCUCACCAUCCCCCCCACGGCAGGCCCUCAUCCCUUCGCUUCUUUCCACCCAGGGCUGAACCACCUGGAACGGGAGAGACUCGCUCUGGCAGGCCCCCAAUUGCGGCCUGAAAUGAGCUACCCAGAAAGACUGGCUGCCGAGAGGAUACACGCGGAGCGGAUGGCCUCGCUCACCAACGACCCCUUGGCCCGGCUCCAGAUGUUCAACGUGACCCCGCAUCAUCACCAACAUUCACACAUACACUCACACCUCCACCUCCACCAGCAGGAUCCACUUCAUCAAGGCUCAGCUGGACCUGUUCAUCCUCUCGUGGAUCCCUUGGCAGCUGGACCCCACUUAGCACGCUUCCCCUACCCACCUGGUACAAUCCCAAACCCUCUGCUAGGACAGCCGCCCCACGAACAUGAAAUGCUCCGGCACCCAGUCUUUGGGACCCCCUACCCCCGUGACCUGCCCGGCACCAUCCCCCCUCCGAUGUCCGCUGCCCAUCAGCUGCAGGCCAUGCACGCCCAGUCGGCAGAACUUCAAAGACUAGCAAUGGAGCAGCAGUGGCUGCACGGACACCCCCACAUGCACGGGGGGCACCUUCCCAGCCAAGAAGACUAUUACAGUCGACUGAAGAAAGAAGGCGACAAGCAGUUGUAAUAAAUUAUUUAUUUGUAACGCCAGCUGCAGAGGAGCCCCGUCCUUGGGAAGAAGGUGACCCGGGAAUGCGAGCGAACCAGUCUUUGGAAGACACCUUCCCUGUUUUAAGAAAGGAAAGCCCAACAGCUAGAGACUUGCAUCAGCACAUAUAUUACGGGGUUCAUUUGUAGAGAAGAUUUCUCAAGACCGUUUUUGGGGCGGGUUGGGGUUGGGGUCUCCUUGCAUGACAAAAAACCAGUUACGAAGCCUAUUGAAAAACAGACAGGACUCAAGGAAAUAUUCAGAGACGUUCCCUGGGCGAUCUAGGGUGGGGAGGGCCGUUGGGUUGGGGUGGUUUUUUUUUUUAAUUUUUGUGUUUGUUUUUUCGUUUUGAGUAGGUGCUAGAAUCAGGUUCACAACAUAAUGCAAGCCACUGUGCGUAAAAAAUACACUCAAUUUAUAUAUAGAUAUAUAUAUAUACUUUAAAAAAAAGAGAAAAAAAUUACAAGUUAAGUGGCGUUACAACCUCUGAAAAUCCAAGUGCUAUAACAAGAAUUUUAAAUAAAUCUACUUUUAUUUUAAUACAUUGUAGGAAAACUUCAUAAUUUUAAAGAGAGCUUGGCAGCAUGGCUUUAUAAGUCUGUAAAUAAUUUUUUGGGUUAGGGGCUAAAAUUAUUAUUAUAAUCUCCACAAAAUCCUGAUUUUUUUCCCCUCCCCUCCUUCAGCAACAUCAUAAAACCGUUACUUCUUACCUGGUGUUGACAAGAGUACAGAGUUGAUUUUUUAAUAUAAGAGGAAUAUAUAUAAUUAUCCCUUUAGUUAAAGGGAGACGACGAGGGGCGGGGGGUUCAGAAAUUUCAAAAUGGACAGAAGCUUGAUUUUAUGGUUUGGUAGCAAUGUGAGCAUUAAAAGGAGUUGCAGGGAUAAUGUUACAAAACGGCCGUUUUCUUUCGUGUGUGUGUGUGUCAUCUUUAAUUUAAUUUCUUUGUUCCAUGGUCAUCAUAAUUGCCUUCCUUCCUGGAGGUUGGUUUUGUCAUAAUUCUGUGGCUAAGCAGGUGAAUACAUUAUAAGUUCUGCAUUUGGGGAUAAGUUCCCAAGGCCUGCAUCAGAACCCUUGUGCUGUGGGCCCCGCUGGUACAAGUAAGCAGAGUUUGCACCAUUCGUGUUCGUUCAAGUAAUUGAUUUCUUGCAGAAUUCAGGAAUGUUGGAUAUCAGCAGAACAGGUUUUUUUUAAAAAAAUGGCUAUUCCUCUUUCCUUUAUUAAUGUAAUGUUAGCCUAAAACAUUCAUCUUUUAAAAUUUGAACCCGCCUUUGCGCUGUCAUUUGUUUAAAAGAUUGGCUAAGGUUUUUUUUCGGGCUUCUAGACUUUUGGCCACAAACAUUUGGAAAGAACCUGUGUACAUGGAGUGCCAUCUGAGUAAUGGAGCCCACACACGAGGCACCAGAACUGUUGAACGUAAACAUGUAUGUGUCUUGAUAGAAUGUGGCAGGGCACAUCAAACCACUUGAAAAAAAAUAAUUUAUUUUGUCUAUGUGCUGAAUUAGAUCUUGAAUUCUUGGCCUUUAUGUGUUGAGUAGGUGGGGAGGAAUAGACAAAGGGGCUGUCUUCAAACAGCUUUCAUGGUGGCACAGAUUAAAUUGCACUUAAUACAAAAUGUAACAUCUUUCAUGGUCUGGUUUACUUUGAAUGUGGCUUAUUGUUGGCAAAUCUUCGUUGAUGCGCCUAGUAUAGUCGACCACCAGGUUGAGGUACCACCUUGAUCGCAUGAUCUGCAAGGAAGUUGUUCAACACAAGUGCCACAGAAAUGAACAACUCUUGUACAUGCGUCCUUGUGUUGUGACUUUGCUCAAGAGGAAAGGAAAGUUCCUGGUGGAUUGUGCCUCAAAAUGGCUUUUCCUCGCAGCUUCAGCUGGACAAAGCUGUGUCAUGCUUUUCAUCUUUAGUACUAGGAGGAUUGUCCCAUUUGUUCAAAAAGGCCAUGCUCCAUUCCUGGAGAAAGGGAAACCAUAAAACCUGUAGGACACAAGUGUCAAACUCGCGGCCCUCCAGAUGUUAUGGACUACAGUUCCUAUCAUCCCCUGCCAGCAUAAUGCUGGCAGGGGAUGAUGGGAACUGUAGUCCAUAACAUCUGGAGGGCCAUGAGUUUGACACCUAUGCUGAAGGGUAUCUUUUGAGGCAAGCACAUGGCAAAUGUAGGUCUCCUCUUAUCCCCCCCACCCACUGUGACUUUAGAUGCAAGGGCAACGGCACCAGAGUCUGCAACGUAUAAGUUGACAGUAACGUUUUUUCCCCAUUUGUUGCAUUUGUCAUCCCAUUUCCUUUCUUUUUUCUCUUUUUGGAGGGCUGUCUCUUUUUUGCGACGACUGUUAUCCGUGGUGGGCCUUCAGAGAACUCCAUUGUGCCGCAUCAGAUAACCCUGUAGCUAAUCAGUGUCUGUCUCCAAAGAUACAGGGCGGAUUUUAAACCUGCCCAACAGGAUUCACAAUUCUCUUUCUGUCUUGGAUCAGAGGACAGGGUUUUCGUUGCUUGGCAUCCCACCUCUUUCCAGGUUCCCACUCUGUCGUCCAGAUGUGCUUUUCAUUCUGAUUCCAUUCCUUGUUUGGAAUCUACCUCUUGUUUCCCUGCCAAGAUGCAAGUGGUUGGUUAGUGCUAAAAUGCACCUCUCUGGCAUUUCUUCACCCCCUUUUUCCAGGUUAAUAGAUGUGGCCUUCUGUUAUGUUCACAUCACACUGAGUGCUUGUCCAACCCGGUACCCCAGGCAUACUGCCACACUGUGCCCCUCUGUGUGGUAGACCAUGGCACGGUUUCUGGGGUUCACAUGAGAUGGUUUCCGGAAUGGGCUCUCCUAGGAAGGGGCACGUGGCUUUUCCCAGGAUAUUUCUUGCACCCUUGAGAGCUAAAACACUGAACUGAGGAAUGUAGCAAACUCUGUAAUGCAGAAUGCUAAAUCUGGCUGACAAAUAGGAUCCUCAAAGCUUUACCUUUGCAAUCUAGUCCAGAUUUUUUUUUUCCAUUUUAACGCCAUUGUUUGAAAAUUUAAUAUUUAUAAGGCAGCCUAUAAGGCAGUCUUGCAUGGCCGGGCGUUCCCGACAGAUCAUCAGACUUGGUUGUUUUUGAGGCACCUUCAUGGGAGUAAGAGAAUCUUCUUGAAGAAACCCAAGGAUUCUAGCUUUUGUGAGGGUGACAUUGAAUUUGUAAACAUCUGUCCUUUCCUGGAACUACAAUUCCCACAGUUCCUUAGGGGAGAUAGCUUAGUGUGGAUGACCGAGACACCUCAUCGGUUCAAGGUACAGUUAAUGUCAGCCUGCCCCUUUUCUUUUUCAGUUUACAUGUAGCAUUUCCUCCUUGGAAUCUGUUUAUGUUUUAAGGUUGGCAGUUUGAAUCAUUCUGGGGUGGGAGAGAAAUCCAGAGGCUAAUUCUUGGAUUUAAUGAUUAACUACAGUGUUAUUUGCUCCUGGUCUCUGAGGCCGCCAUGCCCUGUUUAAAGCUGCCAGAUAUUUUGGGGUUAUCUUUUUAGAAUACUAUUUUUUCCCCUUCAGAUUUUUAAGAUUCAUGUUUUGCGUUUCAUGGGGGUUUUUUUUACCCCCUUUCAAAUCGUCUCUUGUUCUGUAUCGUCAUGGUUUGACCUAGUUUCACUGCGCCAUUUACAAAGCAGAAUAUACCUUCUGACAGCUACGUUUAUAUAUAUCUUGAGGCUUAGUGUAUAUAUGAGUAGUUUGCCAUGGGAUAACACAGUGUAAAACAGAGUAGAAAACCCAGAAAUCGUGACUUCUGUGUUCUCUCCAUUUGAGUAUUUUGUAAUUUUUUUGAAAUAUUUGUGGACAUAAAUAAAAACCAAGCUACACUACA
Sphaerodactylus townsendi is the source of this 9234-nucleotide messenger RNA. RefSeq names its product arginine-glutamic acid dipeptide repeats (gene RERE). The transcript has 22 exons. Gene Ontology annotation, cellular component: nucleus. Lineage: Eukaryota; Metazoa; Chordata; Lepidosauria; Squamata; Sphaerodactylidae. The record is from RefSeq and is a predicted model, not a curated record. Gene Ontology annotation, biological process: regulation of DNA-templated transcription. Bases 837 to 5405 code for a protein of 1522 amino acids. Gene Ontology annotation, molecular function: sequence-specific DNA binding; transcription corepressor activity; chromatin binding.